Messenger RNA from Pelobates fuscus (common spadefoot toad), 8081 nucleotides. It is a transcript of the gene TET3, whose product is annotated as tet methylcytosine dioxygenase 3. The record is from RefSeq and is a predicted model, not a curated record. Gene Ontology annotation, biological process: positive regulation of transcription by RNA polymerase II. Bases 481 to 6186 code for a protein of 1901 amino acids. Lineage: Eukaryota; Metazoa; Chordata; Amphibia; Anura; Pelobatidae. Gene Ontology annotation, cellular component: nucleus. Gene Ontology annotation, molecular function: zinc ion binding; DNA binding; DNA 5-methylcytosine dioxygenase activity. The transcript has 12 exons.
CGGCUCUGUAUGUCACGUCUGCUUGUCAAGGAAUGGAACAGUGAUCAGUAAGCUUGCUACACUCUGCAAAUGCGGCAUUCUAGAACGGAAAACUUUUUGAAAAAGUCUGGUACUCCCCACUUUACCCCAAAGCCAGAGAGAGAAGUUUUCCACUCUUGGCAUCAAGAUGAACUGUCAGGGGGAAGUAGGGAAUCUCCGGCAGAUGCGCUUGCACUUUUCUUCAACAGGUCCGCUGCACUGGGAGGAGAGGAAUGUGGGUCUUUAGAAUGCUAUUUGGUAGGAAGGUACAUGCUACACGAGUGUUCACUUCCAAAUGAAGGGAUUUAAACUGUGUUUCAGUUUUAAAAGCUGGCUAACAUUGAGUUACAGGACCAGAUAACAUUUAACCAGACCCCACACAUGCUGAUGCCUAAUGCUUUCGUAGCAAAACCGGUGUCCUAAAGGUUCUUUGUUAGGCUUGUCCAGUAUUUUGGCUGAGCAAUGAAGGAUACCCAGUCAACAGUAGCUCAACAUGUGGGGUCCGAAGACAUUUAUGAUUUCCAUGAUGAUGGGGAACCCUUGGGGAGAUUGAAAGGACCUGAUAUACCUGGAGAAAAGAUUACCUGUAAUAGCAGGUCAUCGGAACUUGUAGAACAAUUUCAAAAAAAGAGGAAACGUUGUGGGGUCUGUGCGCCAUGUCUACGAAAGGAGCCUUGUGGAGCGUGUUACAACUGUGUCAACCGGAGUACCAGCCACCAGAUCUGCAAGAUGAGAAAGUGUGAAAAACUGAAAAAGAAGAGACUGAUCCCACUCAAAGGAACAGAGGUUAUAAAUAAGGAGAGCACCGAUAUACAGACAAAAGAACAAUUGCACAGUGUUAAGAGCUGUUCUGAAAGCAUUUCAGUUGAUGGACCCAAAGCAGACCAAAUGGAAACGGUGUCAGUUAAUCAUGUUGAAGAAGGAAGGUUGAAACAGGAAUGUGACCCAGGCCUGCUGAAUGAGGGAUGUGAGGGACUAGGAAAUGGGAUGUUAAUGGAUGCCGAUUCCUGGCUAAGCAAUACCCCUGUUCCCCAGAAUUCCAGCGAUAAAAUUAACUGGGAGAAUAAUCCCAUUACAAAUCAUGCUGCUGCUAACAACAAUUCUAACCUAGAAGAUGCCAAAAACCUAGUAGCAUUCUCUGCUGUGGCUGAGGCAAUGUCCUCUUAUGGCAUACCAGCAUCAGGGACUCCAUCUUUGGUAUCAAUGCAGUUAUAUGAGCAGUUUAACUAUGAAACAAAUAGGGACAACUCUCAUCUCACUGAAAAUAAACCUCCACCAUGCCCUGAAGAUCUGAACACCUUACAGGCAGCUCUGACCCUAGCAAAGCAUGGGAUGAAGCCGCCUAACUGCAACUGUGAUGGUCCAGAGUGCCCGGACUACCUGGAAUGGUUGGAAAAUAAAAUAAAAUCUGCUGUUGAGGGUCAUCAGGACAGCUCCCUGAGUCACGUCAACACAGACUUGGUGCCGAAAAAUUACCCUAAAGAACAGGUGCUUACUCUAGAAAAUAAAAUGACAAAAUGUCCUUCAGGUUCCCUUCCCUUUUCUGAGAAUGCACUGAGUAUUGCAAAAGAGAAGAACAUAAGUCUGCAAACUGCGAUAGCUAUAGAAGCUCUUACACAACUGUCAUCGGCACUUCCACAGCCAAGCAAGGAUUUUGCCAAUGGCUCAUCACAACACAUAUUGACCUCUCAUGAUCAGCUUACACAUUUUCCAUCUGCUAAGGGAGAUCCAGGUGAGGUAUUGCCUAUGUCCUGCAAUGAAUUAUUUCAUAAUCAACAGUCCCAGCUAUACACUGGUGAAAAUGCUCUUCCCGUACCACAAACUCCUGGACAGACUCCUUGGGAGCAAAACAAGGCCCAUAGUUAUCAAGAAGGACAAUACAUUCCAGAAAACAAUAUAUCCCAACACUCUUCUUCAUUGCUGCAAAAGCAGGUUUCCACCCCACAAAAAUCUGAAUACAUAGACCAAUGGGUUACAGAUUCAGAACAUCAAAAAUCUCCCUCUGAUCCGAUGUCAGGACUAAAACAGUUGCUUGGAAAUGAAUAUAUCAAGUCUGUGUUUAAAAGUCCUGAGGCCUUACCCAAUAGAACGAAAAACAUGAAAUCAAAGCAAAAUUCUGUUCACUCCAUAAAGAAAGAGCCCCCUGAUUACUACAAAAUGUCACCAGAUCAGCAACUGUCGCAAAUUCUUCAAGAUGAUAUUCACCGCAGUGCUCAGGCUGCACUUCAGCAGCAUCUCCACCACAAGAGAAAUCUGUUUCUGGACUCAAACAACAUCCAGUCAUGCAGUCAAGAGCAGCCAAACUGGUGGAUUCCAAAUAGUAAGAAAACACCUGCUUCAAAGUCAUUGGAAAAGCCUGUAAAAGAACGUAAAAAAAGAGUUCAGUCCCCUUCACAGAAACAGACAGAUCCAAAAAUUAAACCCCCACGUAAGCAAGUGGAAAUAAAAAAACCUAGGCGGAAAGAUGCCACUACAGUCUUCUUGCCCGUGGCCCAAAUCAACAUUGAAGGGUUAUGUAGAGUUUCAAAUAGUGAGAACCAGGUCAAAGAACUGUUAGGUGAUAUUUCUUUUAACAGUGACAGUGAACAAAUGGGACUUGCACCACAAUCUUUACCACAGUCCAUGGUGUCAACAAAUCUUGAAAAUGGAAAUGCUUUAAACACUCAGGAAAUGUGCACUAUAAGAGCUGGACAAGCCAAUGACUUAGCAGUUUGCAUUCCUCAAGCAAGCCCUGUUACAAAAGACAUGUGUCCUACACCUUCCACAGAGGAUACCAACUCCAACUCUGGGCAAGGUGACUCUAUCAACCAGCAAACCAGUACGAGCCAUUUACCUGUACAAAGUGACCUCAGCGCCAUUGAUGACAAGUUUGAAGACCUAAUUAGGCAGUUUGAAGCAGAGUUUGGAGAUGAUUUCCCUCUCUCAAGUUCUGACGUACCCACCCAGAAUGGUGAAGGACCACUUAAACAGCAUGCCUCAAUAGAUUCUCAGACCAGACUGCCCUUCCCUGGGCAGAUUCCUGCUGAAAAUGCCACACGUCCAGCCAGCCUUUCCAGUUCUGCACUUUCAAACCUCUCUUUACAACAGGAUAUGUCACAGAAUUAUGAAAGCUUAUUUUCAUCCAGAUCUCCUAAACAGAUCAAAAUCGAAUCUUCUGGUGCUAUAACAGUGGUGUCCACCACUUGCUUCUACUCCGAGGAAAGCCAACACAUUGAUGGAACACCUACAAAAAGCGAGCUGCCUUUCAAUCCUUCCCUUAGUGGAUUUUUGGAAUCUCCGAUGAAUUAUCUCAGCUCUCCAACUAAGAGCCUGUUGGACACUCCAGCUAAAAGGGCUCAAGCCGAAUUUCCAACAUGCAACUGUGUGGAACAAAUUAAUGAAAAGGAUGAAGGACCUUACUACACUCAUCUUGGCUCAGGACCAACAGUAGCCUCCAUAAGGGAGCUCAUGGAAGAACGGUAUGGUGAGAAAGGGCCAGCAAUACGCAUUGAAAAGGUUAUUUACACAGGAAAGGAGGGGAAGAGUUCCAGGGGAUGUCCGAUUGCUAAAUGGGUCAUUCGCCGCCAGAGUGAGGAGGAAAAACUCCUAUGUUUGGUCCGAAAGCGUGCUGGCCACAGUUGUGAGAAUGCUGUCAUCAUUAUCUUAAUCAUGGCAUGGGAGGGAAUCCCACGUUCACUUGGAGAUUCCCUCUAUCAAGACCUUACAGAAACCAUCACCAAGUUUGGAAAUCCAACUUCACGUAGAUGUGGCCUGAAUGAUGACCGGACCUGUGCGUGCCAGGGAAAGGACCCGAACACCUGUGGUGCCUCUUUCUCCUUUGGAUGCUCGUGGAGCAUGUACUUCAAUGGCUGCAAGUAUGCACGUAGUAAGACUCCAAGGAAGUUUCGAUUGAUAGGGGACAAUCCCAAGGAGGAGGAGAGUCUCAGGGACAAUUUCCAGGAUCUGGCUACUAAAGUUGCUCCUGUUUACAAGUCACUUGCCCCACAGGCUUAUCAAAACCAGGUUAACAAUGAAGAUGUAGCAAUUGACUGCCGACUUGGAUUAAAAGAAGGUCGACCUUUCUCUGGUGUGACAGCUUGUAUGGAUUUCUGUGCCCAUGCACACAAGGACCAGCACAAUCUGUACAACGGGUGCACAGUGGUCUGCACCCUGACCAAAGAGGACAACAGAACAGUUGGCAAGAUUGCAGAAGAUGAGCAGCUUCAUGUUCUACCAUUGUACAAGGUGUCUAACACCGAUGAAUUUGGCAAUGAGGAGGCCCAAAUUGAAAAAAUAAGGAAAGGUGGAAUCCAGGUGCUGUCUUCCUUUCCUCGUGAGGUGCGCAAACUUUCUGAACCCGCCAAGUCUUGCAGACAGAGGCAGAUGGAGGCCAAAAAAGCAGCUGCUGAAAAAAAGAAACUACAAAAAGAGAAAUUGACCACACCAGAUAAGACCAAGCAGGAGCCAGCAACACCACCACUGUGUGCCCCAAGCCCAGGUGUGUUACAACAGCAGGUAAACCCUUGUAUAAAAGUGGAACCCAACAAUCACUACAAUACCUUCAAGUAUAAUGGGAAUGGAGUUGUCGAGAGUUACUCGGUGCUGGGCAGCUGCAGGCCGUCAGAUCCUUACAGCAUGAAUAGUGUGUACUCCUAUCAUCCUUUCUAUGCACAGCCUAACCUGCCUUCUGUGAAUGGCUUUCAUUCAAAGUUUGCUCUUCCCUUUGGAUAUUAUGGUUUUACCAGUAACCCUGUGGUUUCCUCUCAGUUCAUGAAUUACGGUGCUACUGAUACAAGAAGCAACGGGUGGAUGAGCAACAGAUUUGAUAAGAAGGCAGACAUGCAGUCAAUGACAGACAGCAUAAACCAUAGUUAUGAAAUAUCAGAACAAGGUUUCAUGAGGUCAAGUGACCUGUCACAUCAGUACAGCCUCCAGGAUCCCACCAGUCAAAAAUCAUCAAACCUUUCCCAUCGGACUACCCCUGUUCCAUUGGACACCACUCCAUAUUCACAGAACCUUUCCUGCUUUAAUAAAGCAAUUAAGAAGGAACCUGCUAGUGACCUGCCACAUGUAGAUGCUUUCCAAAGUGCAUCAAGUGUCCAUGCUCCGAGUCCAGGUGUAAACCGAUCAUCACAGAACAGUGAUCAGUCAAUUCCAUAUAAACCAAAUGGAGUGCUCUCAUCAUCUGAAAGGACUAAUGCUGAAGGUCACAGCAGUGUGUUUAUGUCAGGUGAGAAAAUAAACUUGGCAAACAGUCUAGAGAAGAGAAAUUAUUUUGGUGUUCAUGCAAAUGGAAUAGAAUUGAAGAACCUGCACAGAAGGGAAAAACAAUGGAACACAUAUGGAAUGGAUAGUCAAACAAGCCAACAUGAUGCACACUCUCAAGGAAAGGUCUGGAGCUCAUGCAAACUCAAUGAUAGUCCUGUUGUACUGCCCUCAUCUGCAAAUACACAUGAGAAAAACUGGACUAAUGGACAAGUCAUGAAGGAAACUGCAGUGUUCCAAGAAAAACUUUGGAAUUCAGUUGCUUCCAGUGAUCGGUGCAGUGUUACCCCAAGUAUUGGGCUGCAAGAGAAGGCAUGGAAUCUGUUUGCUAAUCCUGCAGUGAACUCCUUGAAAACCGAUGACAGUCAGAUGCUCUGGGACCCUUACAGUCUAGAUGACAAUGUGGGUGAUGCUAAUGUGAAGAACGUAAAAGAAGAGGAAGAGGAGGAAAUCUGGUCUGACAGUGAGCACAACUUCUUAGAUGAGAAUAUUGGAGGGGUCGCUGUUGCACCAGCCCAUGGGUCCAUACUCAUUGAAUGUGCAAGGAGAGAGCUUCAUGCCACUACACCCGUGAAGAGACCCAACAGAUGUCACCCAACGCGCAUCUCCCUGGUGUUUUAUCAACACAAAAAUUUACAUCAACCCAACCAUGGACUGGCACUUUGGGAAGCCAAAAUGAAGCUACUGGCAGAGCGGACACGGGCGAAGCAAGAGGAAGCUGCCAGGCUAGGCAUCAAGACGGAAGUCAAAAGCUUUGGCAAAAAAAGAAAGUGGGGAGGUGCUGCCACUACAGAAACCCCACCAAUCGAGAAGACCGACAUCAUCCCAACUCGACAGGCAGCUACUAUAUUUACAAACUCUUCUACCACUGCAUCCUCCUAUGCCUAUACCAAGGUUACGGGACCAUACAGUCGCUGGAUAUGAGAUUAUUACAGCUACCAUUGUGGCCAUUGUACCUCAGCUAAUCCACAGCACUGUAAUAUAUGGUGCUAUUUUUUUGGUGCUUUUCACUUGUGUAGAGCGGGGUUAUCCUGCUUAUAUGUGCACAUCUCCCAGGACGUAACCCUCUCAGCAAGAGAACUUUUACUGUAUAUUGUUUUGUUUUUGUUUUUUUGUUUUUCCAUUAUUCUUCAAAAGAUUUAUAUCUGCAUUUUUAAAACCUACUGUUGUACAAUGACAGGAAUAUACAUGAAAAAUCACGGCAUCCUUUUAAAAGACACACAAACAAAUUUUUAAUCACAUCUAAAUAUAUUUAUUGGAUUUUUUAGAACAAUGAUGGUGCAUAAUUUGUAGCCCAACCACCCAUGAACAGGUCUUCUUAAGCUACUAUGAAUCAUGGCUAAAAGACCACCGAACAUCUGUUAAUCUUUAUUUUGUUUUUGUUUGUUUUUUUUAAAUGUAAAAAUUUUUUUAAUACCAAUCAAAGGAAAUGCUUUUAAUCACAAAACCCAUCUUCGACAGCAGGCUAAGUAACAGAUACAGUAUCCCUUUACUGGUAACUGAAUUUAUUUUACAAUUCCAUUUUUUUAUUUUAUUUUUUUAAAUAAUCAUACAGAUGUUUGGUUUGACUGGAUCUCUGCAGAAUAUACAGAGAAGCUAAUAAGGAAUCGUAAAGAUGUGUGAAAAUAUGAAAUGAAACCAUUAAAUUCACUUUUCAGUGCGGUGUCACUCAGUGGUGUAACCUUUUGAGCAAGCCAGCAUGGAAAUCAUUUAGAGCUCUUCUUAUAAAAACAUUUUUGCAGUUAGCCCAGUAUUGCUGGAUUGAGUGCUGGUUUGCUCAUCUUAAAGGGACACUCAUUUUAAUGUAAUGUUCAUAAAGCUGAAAUACUUUUUAAUGUGAGACUAGGAGAUCAGACGCACUCAUAAAAUUUUACCUAAUAGCCAAAAUGGCCAGGAUAUGUAUACAUUAAAUGUCAUACUUGAAAAAUUACAUCCACAAAUGUUCACAGGGCUAUGAGCUAGGCAUUGUGGGUAUGGGCAGAUGCCCACACAGCUAUAGAGAUCAACAUAUUUAUAGAGUGUGUCUUGCUGCCAAAGGCCAAGUAAUAAAACGUUAAUACUUAAAAUAGUAUUUUAUCUGUAGAUGUUCUAGCAAUUUCAAAUGUCAUAUUUGCUUGACACUAGCACUUUAUUUUUAAUUUUUGUUGCUAAAACCUUUUUGACUAGUAGUAGUAAAUUCUGUCUUGAUCAGAAGUCACUCUACAUCUGUAUUGCUGUCUGCAGGGCAUAUAAAAAAAUCUAUGUAAGAUUUAUAAUCUUUAUAAUUGUAUCUGAACUCAAUUUAUGCCACUGCAAAGAAAAUUAUAAUAAAAAAAAUUAAAAAUGAAUAAACCAACAACAAAUAACAGAAACAAAAUAGCGCUUUUCAGAUUGUAAAACCCCUAAAAGGGCUGCUGUAUCUUCCAUCAAAUGAAAACUGUGAAUAGAUACCAUUGUGUUGUAUAUAUGGUGCUGUUGGGUUCUGGGCAUUUUCUGUUUAAUGUAACUCAAUGGGCCUACCAUGUAGACCAAACAACCUGCAUUUUUCUUUUCUGUAUGUUACACUGAUCAGCUCUUCUUUUUAACAAUGCUGUCUUGACCUGUUUGCUUUAAGAUAGAUCAUUGUGAAUGUGUUGGCCAUUUCAUUGACUCUCCUAAGUUCCAUUGCAAAUCAGUGGUGCUCUAUGACCGUAACACCUAUUUUUAGUAUUUGCUAAUUUUAUUAAUUGGGGGGUAAACAAGGGGUUGCAUUGAAACUGCAGGUGCUACAAAGCUAAAGGAAUGAAAAAAAAAUAAGCAUAAAUAAAAGUAUUUUUUAAGGAGUAUAGACAAUUUUAAGA